UCAAGAAAUACACCUAAACAUAGACUAAAACCAACACUUAGACUAAGUGAAGAUGAUUUUCCCUAUCUUUUUCACAUUUGUUCUCCUCCUUUCCAUUUCCGAUGCUGCAGUGCAGGACUUCUGUGUUGCAGACUACAAGGCUCCAGAAGGCCCUGCAGGCUACUCCUGCAAGAAGGCUGCAAAAGUUACCGUAGAUGACUUUGUAUUCACUGGCCUAGGUGUUGCUGGUAACACCACAAACAUUAUCAAAGCUGCAGUCACCCCAGCAUUUGCUGCUCAAUUUCCUGGUGUUAACGGCCUUGGCAUUUCGCUGGCUCGUCUAGACCUGGCUCCUGGUGGAGUUAUCCCAUUUCACACACACCCUGGAGCUUCAGAAGCCUUGAUUGUUACGCAAGGAACCAUAAUUGCCGGGUUCAUUUCAUCAGCUAACACAGUUUAUCUGAAAACCCUUAAGACGGGUGAUCUUAUGGUGUUCCCUCAAGGGUUAUUGCACUUUCAAGUGAAUGGAGGUGGUACUUCAGCAAUUGCCUUCCCUAGCUUCAGUAGUCCAAGCCCCGGUCUGCAGAUUCUGGACUUUGCACUUUUCCAAAACGAUUUGCCUACAUCAUUGGUAGCAAUGACUACUUUCCUCGAUGUUGCUCAGAUCAAGAAACUUAAGGGUGUUCUAGGUGGUACUAAUUAAUUUAGGUUGUGUUGAGAUACGUACCAGUGUGUAAUUCAUUUCCUUUUGUUUCAUUUUGUGAUUGAGAAGGCCUGUAAGUGUAGGAUUAUUCAGGUCAGUAGCGGUUUCUACUCUGCACUAAAUUUAUGUAUGCUUGUAUAAGUCUUAUCGUGUGCUCCAGUUAUUGGACCGGUGAGGCAACAAUUAUGUUGAAGGAAAAUGCCACAUUUGCAUGUUAGUUAACCUGAAAUCUCAAAUUUCAUGUUCUA
Molecule: messenger RNA, 930 nt
Organism: Rosa rugosa (rugosa rose)
Lineage: Eukaryota; Viridiplantae; Streptophyta; Magnoliopsida; Rosales; Rosaceae
Product: auxin-binding protein ABP19a
Exons: 1
Coding region: 53-682 (209 amino acids)
Cellular component (GO): cell wall
Molecular function (GO): manganese ion binding
Source: RefSeq, a predicted model, not a curated record